This is a messenger RNA of Blepharisma stoltei, 1386 nucleotides long. The record is from the annotation of a GenBank genome assembly. NCBI's taxonomy places the organism in Eukaryota, Ciliophora, Heterotrichea, Heterotrichida, Blepharismidae.
AUGGAAAAUCCUUCAAGAACUCUUAUAAGCAAUAUAAGGAUUUCCGACAGUAUGAAUGAUGAAAGUAAAGCUCUACUACCAGAACCAAAACAAUUAGAAAAAGCUUUUAAUGUAAAGCUUCAUAAAAAAUUUAAUACAGAUAGAGAUAUAGGCACUCAUCGAUCUGAAGAACUGAAAAUAUCAGGCUCCGACACUGUAGGGUACUCUGAUGCAGCACAAAUUUCAGAUCCUGUCUCUUUAGACUUUAUAGAAUCAUCAGAGCGUGAUCAAAAAAGUAGAGAUCUUAAGUCAGGCCAAGAAAGUAAUAGAAAAAAAUUCAGCAUAAAACGGGCAACUGAGGAGCCCGCAGUUCCUCAAGAUUCUAACUUAAACAUUGAAACUGGCAUAAAGCCCAGAAGCCGAAGCUCAACAAUCCAUCAAAAUAAAGGAAGAGAACGUACAGGAGAUCUAGGGGCAGGAAGGCAUCAUGUAAGUGAAGGAGGUCCUCAUAUCGGUGCAGCGCCUUUCAAUGUGAGGUUUGAUGAGAGUGAAAUACAAAGAUCUCAUCCUCCUAAAUUUGAAAGUACAGAGUCUAGAGAUGAAUUAAAUAUAGAAAUAGUUGAUGAAGAUUAUGUUCCAAGCACUAUAACUGAUAUAACAGAAAUAAAUGUGCAGAAUCCUGUGUUUAGCCAACCAUUUACAAAUAAAAGCACUGAGAAAAAAUCUUUGGAGACUAAUAAUGCUACUUUAAUAAUUGAAGAAGAAAGUGUCUGUGAUUAUAAAGCAAACUUUCUAAAAUGUGUGCCUCUUGGAUCUGAGAAGAGAUAUAAGAUAUGCAAGAGUACUUGAUUAUGCUUUUGUAAGAAAACAGAGAUAGAAAUAAGAAGCGAGGGCUAUAAUACUCUGAUUUGGCUUUCCCAAAAAGAAUUAGAUCCAUCUGAUGAAAUUCAAGUCAAAAUUUAUAAUAGUUUACUAAGAGAAAUACCGCAUGAAUUGAUUGGCUUUCCACAGACGUUAACCGAAUGAAGAGAAUCUUUCAUGAGUGAUUCACUGAUAAAUGAUCCAACUAAAGGCCUACUAUUAGUGCUGCUUGAACUUUUAUUUUUAAAACAAAAAAGGAUGGAUGUGUAUGGAAAAUUUGAAACAUUGUCGUUAGAUGAGAAAAAAAUAUUUGCAAUAUUGCCUGCUACUACUAAAAAUAUAGUGGUCGAAUAUUUACACAAUUGAAAAUUUUACCAAAUUCUUAUCGCUGGGAAGCCAAGUAAUUUAUUUUUCACGUUCUAUACAAAUAUUAUAAACUAUUAUUGAUACAGCCUUAAAAAGAAAGGCAGGAGCGGCCAGCAAAUUACCAAAAAGAUUCACAUUAAAUUGAAAAAGAACAUAAAUGAAUUUUUUAGUAAAAAUUAA